Molecule: messenger RNA, 1347 nt
Organism: Boleophthalmus pectinirostris (great blue-spotted mudskipper)
Lineage: Eukaryota; Metazoa; Chordata; Actinopteri; Gobiiformes; Gobiidae
Gene: kcnk18
Product: potassium channel, subfamily K, member 18
Exons: 5
Coding region: 1-1347 (448 amino acids)
Biological process (GO): potassium ion transmembrane transport; stabilization of membrane potential
Cellular component (GO): membrane
Molecular function (GO): potassium ion leak channel activity
Source: RefSeq, a predicted model, not a curated record
AUGGGUAAUGUACCAGACCAACACCAGGGUCCAGGACAAGAGACCGGGUCCAAGGACCAAGACGGAGACCAGGAGUUCAGCUGGAGUCCCAAGUCUAGUCCCUGUUCUAGCCCCGGGUCGGGCCCCGGGUCCGGUCCCCUGUGUGGGUGUGGUUCUGGGGGGGUCCCGUCUCUGGCCCGGUCCCGGCGGGUCUGGCGGUUGGUCCCUCACCUGGUCCUGGUCCUGUCCCUGGUUCUGUACGCGGCGCUGGGAGCCGUCGUCUUCUGGCUCAUCGAAGGAAGAGCCGAGUCCAACCCGACCGAGCCCCAGUACCAGAACUUCCUCCGAGACCUGGUCCGGACCGUCCAGAACCGCUCAGUGAACGCAUCGUGGUCGGAGGAGGACGUGGUGGCCGAGGUUCGGAAGAAGAUGGACACAGAUUUUCAGUCUGUUUGGCUCCAGAACCCAAAGAGAUGGAUCUUCACCAGCUCCAUGUUCUUCUGCUGCACCGUCUUCACCACCGUGGGUUACGGGGAGAUGUACCCGGUGACCCUGGCGGGGAAGGUGGCGUGUGUUCUUUAUGCGAUGGUCGGGGUUCCUCUGAUGCUCCUGGUCAUUCUGGACGUGGGCGACUUCUUGGCUCUGGUCAUGACUCGGGCGUACCAGCGCGUGCACCGGGUCUUCGGCGCCCUCCGCAGGCGCGGCUGGACCAAGUUCGCUCCGUGGAAAAGGCGGCGGAAAUCGUUGGACCUGGAGAUGAUCCGCACGCUGGAGGACGUGACGGUCGAACCCAACGACGUGGUGAUGAGUGGACCUCUGGACAUCAGGCAGGUUCUCCACUCUCAGGCGGGCGUACGUCAAAAGUCCAUCCAACUUCAGAACAACAGGGAGAUCUUCGAGAGGAUCUUGGCCCGUGAGCGUCUCCUGCGUAAAGGUCCUCUGAGCCGCAGCGUGUCGUGUCCGGAGCUGGAUCGUCUCCCCAGGUCCAAGAAACCCUUCGUCCUGUGGGACUACGGCGACCUGGGGAACGAGAUGGAGCGGCUGGACGUGCCCUUCGUCCUCAUCCUCUUCGCCGUCUUCGCGUACGUUCUGCUGGUGGGGCUGGUGCUGCCGCUGUGGGAGACGGAGCUCACGCUCUUCGACGCUUUUUACUUCUGCUUCAUCACCGUGACGACCAUCGGCUUCGGAGACAUCGUCCCCAAACACCCGAACUACUUCAUGCUCACGUCGCUCUUCAUCAUCUGUGGCAUGGCCAUCGUCUCCAUGGCCUUCAAACUCAGCCAGUCCAGGAUCGUCUGCGUCUACAGAAGGUGCAUCAAAUAUGUGAACCCACGAAAGGACGAGGGCUGCAGCGAGCACGACGACUGA